Drosophila ficusphila is the source of this 621-nucleotide messenger RNA. RefSeq lists its product as uncharacterized. NCBI's taxonomy places the organism in Eukaryota, Metazoa, Arthropoda, Insecta, Diptera, Drosophilidae. The transcript has a single exon. The record is from RefSeq and is a predicted model, not a curated record. Bases 1 to 621 code for a protein of 206 amino acids. Gene Ontology annotation, cellular component: extracellular region. Gene Ontology annotation, molecular function: chitin binding.
AUGACUUUAAUGGUGAAAUCAAUAGUUUGCCUGAUCCUUCUGAGUGGAGUUAUAACUUCAACUCGAGGAGAAGAGUUUCCUCAGUGUGCGAAUGCGGAUUUGGACACCUUUGUGAUGGCCAUCGAUGAUUGUGCCUCGUACAUAUACUGCAAUGGAGCGGACUCCUUUAGGGACAGCUGUCCGGAAUCCACCUACUUUGAUGAUCGGACCAAGGAGUGUGCCUUCGACGAUGAAGGAGUCUGUCUCAGUAAUGCUGUUUCUGUUUUUACGGAGGAUGAGUUAGAGCAGCAGACUGACGAGGAGGUUUCCGAUUCCCCAGUUCCCACGCCACCUUUCCAUGAUACGAUUUUGGAUUCAUCCACACCCCCUGCGGAUUCCUUGGCAUCCUCUUCAGUUUCCUCGACAACUUCUUCAGCUCCUACAACAUCUUCUCCAGCUAUAGAAAAACCGCACUGCGAUUUAUUUGGAGAUGGUGAUUAUCCUCAUCCACAGCGUUGCGAAUAUUUUUACAGGUGCCUCAGUGGCUAUUUGACCAUAGUGCGAUGCCCAUACAAAUAUGGCUGGGACCUUCCCACGAAGCGGUGCAAACCCAUAGCCGAUACUCAGUGUUAUAGACCUUAG